Messenger RNA from Penicillium diatomitis, 945 nucleotides. RefSeq lists its product as uncharacterized. The record is from RefSeq and is a predicted model, not a curated record. Lineage: Eukaryota; Fungi; Ascomycota; Eurotiomycetes; Eurotiales; Aspergillaceae. The transcript has a single exon. The coding region runs from base 1 to 945 and encodes 314 amino acids.
AUGAAGAGUUCCAUUGCUAUCGCAUCUCUGGCCGUUGGUGCCAAUGCUCUCGUUACCCGUGGUAGCGACUGCUGCUUCCACAUCACCACUUCUGGUGGUGCCUCGGGUGAGCUUGGCCAGCUCGGUGAUGGUCAGGUCCGAGUGAACGACCAUACCCUCUCACCCUCCAAGUUCUGCCUGUCCAACGGCGUCAUUACCGACAGUGAGGGCCGUCCCUGUGUGGUGACUGGUAAGCAAGCAUCCUUCCAUAUCCUGAAUGAUGGAUUUGAAGAACCUCUCGUCGCUAAUCUAGAUACUCUUCCUUCUACAGGCGAGACCACCCAGUUCCAGUGUGACGCUGGGAGCACUGGCACAUCUGGCUUCUCUGUCAGCUCCUCAGGCAAGCUCGAGUUCAACGGAAACGCCGACUUUGUUGCCUGUGCCACCGGCCUCAACGGCGGUAGCAACAUCUACACCACCGAGAGUGACAAAGUCACCCAGUGCGUUGAUGUCCAGCUCAUGGCCGACUCGACCUGUGCCGCCCCCGCUCCUUCCUCGGUUGCCCCCGUGGCCUCUCCUUCAUCCACCCCCUGCAGCCCAUGGUCCACUUGGCAGUCAUCCUCCAUGACUACGAGCUCCAGCAUGCCAUGGGGUUCUUCGCCCGUCGGCUCCUCGUCCGCAUCCACCUGGACCAGUGUCGUAGCUCCCAUGCCCAGCGGCAGCACUUCCAUGCCCGUCUGGAGCUCUGCCUCCACUGCUGCCUCAUCCAGCGUUGCUUCCAUGAGCUCUUCUGCCUCGGCUGCCAUGAGCUCCGGUGCCAGCGCCACCGUCUCCACCUCGGCUUCUACUACUUCCGGUGUGGCUGCUGUGACCUCUGCACCUCCUAGCUCUGCCGCUCGUCCUACCAUCGGUUACGUUGGCACCGUGAUGGCUGCGCUCUCCAUGGCCAUUCUCUACCUCGCCUAG